Sorex araneus (European shrew) is the source of this 1560-nucleotide messenger RNA. Its product is annotated as pantetheinase. The record is from RefSeq and is a predicted model, not a curated record. NCBI's taxonomy places the organism in Eukaryota, Metazoa, Chordata, Mammalia, Eulipotyphla, Soricidae. The coding region runs from base 1 to 1560 and encodes 519 amino acids. Gene Ontology annotation, molecular function: hydrolase activity, acting on carbon-nitrogen (but not peptide) bonds, in linear amides. The transcript is spliced from 7 exons.
AUGAAUACUUCUCAAUUUCAAGUGACCAUCAUAAUUUUGGCACUUUGCAUCUUAAAAGUCAACACACAGGAUACCUUUAUUGCAGCGGUUUAUGAGCAUGUGGUGGUAUUGCCCAAUGAAACUCUCAGACCAGUAUCCCAUGAAGAGGCCUUGGCGUUAAUGAACCAAAAUAUGGAUCGUUUGGAGGGAGCAAUCACAUCUGCAGCCACUCAGGGUGCGAAGAUCAUUGUGACUCCUGAGGAUGGCAUUUACGGUACAAGAUUCAACAGGGAAUCCAUCUACCCGUACCUGGAGGAUAUUCCUGAUCCUCAAGUGGACUGGAUCCCCUGUAAUAAUCCCAGAAGAUUUGGCCGUACCCCAGUACAAGAAAGACUCAGCUGCCUGGCCAAGAACAACUCUAUUUAUGUUGUGGCAAAUAUUGGAGAUAAAAAGACAUGCAAUACCAGCGAUCCUCAGUGCCCCCCUGAUGGUCGUUACCAAUACAACACUAAUGUGGUAUUUGAUUCUCAGGGUAAGCUGGUGGCACGCUACCAUAAGCAAAACCUUUUCAUGGGUGAAGAUCAAUUCAAUACACCUAAGAAGGCUGAAAUUGUGACUUUCAACACUUCCUUUGGAAAAUUUGGUAUUUUCACAUGCUUCGAUAUUCUCUUUCAUGAUCCUGCUGUUACUCUGGUAAAAGAUUUCCACGUGGACACCAUUGUCUUCCCAACAGCUUGGAUGAAUGUUUUGCCACACUUGACAGCUAUUGAAUUUCACUCAGCUUGGGCAAUGGGCAUGGGGGUGAAUUUUCUUGCCUCAAAUUUACAUAAUCCCUCAUGGAGAAUGACAGGAAGUGGCAUCUAUGCACCUGAUUCUCCCAAAACAUUUCAUUACGAUAUGAAGACUAAUGAAGGAAAACUCAUUUUAUCUCAACUGAAUUCCCACCCACACCGCCCAGUUGUUGAGAACUGGUCUUCCUAUGCCAGUGGUGCAAAAGUGUUUCAAAGAGUAAAUGAAGAAUUUAAAGGCACUAUCUUUUUUGAUGAAUUCACUUUUGUGAAGCUUGCAGAGAUAACAGGAAAUUACACAGUUUGUCAGAAAGAUCUCUGCUGUCAUCUCAGCUACAAGAUGUCUGAGAAAAGAUCAGAUGAAGUUUAUGUUCUAGGGGCAUUUGAUGGACUACAUACUGUGGAAGGGAGCUAUUAUUUACAGGUUUGUACUUUUCUGAAGUGUGCAACAACAGAUUUAGUCACUUGUGGCAGCUCAGUGGAAACUGCCUCCACCAGAUUUGAAAUGUUUUCCCUCAGCGGCACUUUCGGAACUCAGUAUGUCUUCCCUGAGGUUCUGCUGAGUGAAGUUAAGCUUGCACCUGGGGAAUUUCAGGUGUCACGUGACGGACGCUUGUUUAGUCUGAAGCCACUUUCUGGACCUCUGCUAACAGUGACUUUGUUUGGGAGGUUGUAUGAGAGAGAUGGGGAUGAAAUAGUUUAUAACUCAGGCACAAGCAUGAAGAGUAAUGCUUCUGGUUAUACAUUUUAUGUAUUCGUUUUAUAUCUUUUCUCUUUAAUUUUACAUGAUUAA